GGUGCAUAAUUCCCCACCACGAGCGCACGCGGUCAGUCUGGCGCCAAUGCUAGUAGGGGACAACAAAAAUGGCGCCAAGAAAGGAAAUCCUCGAUUCCGAGGACGAGGGCAGUGAUCUUAGCCCCAUUGACGACAACAUUGACGACGGCGACAACAUGGAGGGCUUCAAGGACGCCGACGCGCAUCGCGACGAGCUCCCCUCAGCCCCUGCAGGCGAGGAGCCCCGCGACGCGCCCCACGACGCGGCGACUGUCGACAGAAGCACUGGCUCAACCGACAUGUCUUUUUUCCAGCGCAUCUACAAUGAGCAGUCGGCCGCUGCCAAUGUGCCGCAAGAAGAAGACGGGACGGACCCGGCUAGCCGCGCCUUGCGCUCGACAGCGACCGACGUGUCUCUGCCCGCGCGCCGCACCAAGCAGACGGCGCAGGCCAAGGGCUCGUCGUCGCUCACCUCCGUCACUGACCCGGUGCCGGCGAGUCGCAAGGCUGCGAAAAAUACCAACGAGGUCCGCAAGGCGGACGUCAUCAAUCUGACCCUGACCCAGGUUACCACUCCUAGCAGGAGGGAGCAGCCCGUAGCCCGAGCCGCCGCUGAUCCGUGGGAGGUGCCGAGCAGUCCUCUGCCGUCGACACUAGGUCCCGGCUCUUCAGUCACCAGGCCGCGCUCGCCGCGAGUCGCAAAGACGUACGGGAAGCGCAAGCGAGGCGGAAGCCCGCUGUCCAGCCCCCAAUACGGCGCACAUGCCACCCCCCUCCUAAACAACAUGCCGCCCACCCAGGACCCGUACGACUUCCCAGACCAGCCCGGUGUGUCGUCGCCCGCAGAACCUAGGCCCAAAAGGACCAAAAAGACAAGCCCCCUCACGCAGCCGAGCAACGCGCAGCCGAGUGAGGACUCUACUCCAGUGGCUAUACCGCAGCUGAACCACGACAGCCUUGGCCGACGCUCCCGCUGCCAAGCCGGUCGCGGCAAGGCUGGCAGCUCACUCGGUUAUGACUCCACCGUGGCCGACGCCUCUCCAUCGCUGUACAUUGCGCCCAGCGCUUUGACCGCGAGCCAGAAGCAGGAGUAUAAGACGGUCAGUCUGUCGUCCGAGCCCGUUCACGACGACUCGCUGGUACCAGAACCGUUCUUGCCGUUGGUUGGCCCCCGGUUCGACGCGGCCACGCAGCAGCAGCAGAAAUCUAGCGGCGCUACAACCAUCGCCUACACAACUCCAAGUCGGUUCGGCUCAUCGAGGCCGAGGAUAUCCCCGAGCGACGGUGUGCUGCCCGAGGAGGCGACCGUGCUCGCCGAAAUACCAACACAGGCAACUACAGAUGCAUAUCAGCCAUCGUCCCCUGACAUAAUAUCCAUUGUUCCGGCGGGUGUGAAGCGGAAGAGGACCACGCAAUCCAUGCUGGUUAGCAAUCAUAUUUCUCCGUCUCAAGCAGAUCCUCCACCCGUGAAAAUAAGCCGCAGUUCGAGGAAAAAGAGAGCCACCGCUCAGGAGCCGCAAGAAAUGUCCUGGGACGCCAGUCUGGAUGAGCAAGCCCAAGAGCAAGCCGAAGCUCAGGUUUUUGCGGUUGACGUGCCAGAUGACGGUUUACUUGGCGUCGAGGGUGACGCCCAUUCAGCGAAGACGACACUAGAUUCCAAUGACAUAUCCGCCGGCGCUGCUCCAUCCCAGCCCGUUAAUGUCGGGGACUCUGUUGAACCUACCACCGUGGCUCCAGAAGAGCAGCAGCCCGUCGCGCCCAAAAAGAAGCGGGGGCGCAAGAAAAAGGAGCCUGCCAAAAUUAAAGAGAGAGCCAGUGCAGAAGGAGACUCCAAUGAUCCGCUACAACCAGCCGAGGACAGCCUGUCAGCAGGUGCCGAAUCUCUAUCCAUCCCUGUCUCAGACACAACCGCAGAAGAGCCGGCCAAGAGGAAGCGCGGGCGGCCGCGUAAGUCGACUGUCACCCAGCUUCCUGUUGAGCCUGACGCCGUGGAGAACGGCGAGGGCGUCGACACUGCCCUCUCUGAAAUGCCACCGGAAAACUCACAACUGGUAGCUCGCGCCCGGCGGGGACGCCCUAGGAAGUUACGCGUGAACGACAGCGCUGGCGAGGACGACGACGCGGACGGGGAUCACGACCAAGACUUUAGUGAAGCCCCCGCAGAUGAAGACGAGGGGCCUAAUGACGAUGACGAUAAUGACGACGAUGACGACGAGACGAAGGAGAACACUUAUACCACGAGUAAUAGCAAGAAAAGGGGCAAAAAAGACACCAAGGCCAAAAGCAAUAACAACAACUCGAAAACAGCAAAGCCGAAACUGACCAAGUCGGCACCUCCAUCCAAACAAGACAUCCCCACCCCCGCCGCCAACGACGGCAAGCAGCCUCUGCCUGUCAACACUGCUGCUGCAGCCAAUGACAAGGCCACAGCCACCAAACCGUUCGAGGGCAAACCUAUUACUGCGAGCGCCGCCGCAACCGCCGCCGCGGCAGCAGCAAAGGUGCAGUACCGCGUGGGCCUGAGUAAGCGGUCGCGCAUUGCGCCGCUGCUGAAAUCGCUGCGCAAGUGAGUGAGUGAACCACUACCCGGACGACGACACAAAAACAAGGAAAGGGGGGAUGGGGAAUGAAACGGGAUGAUGUGCGAUAGGUACG
This is a messenger RNA of Lasiosphaeria miniovina, 2634 nucleotides long. RefSeq lists its product as uncharacterized. Lineage: Eukaryota; Fungi; Ascomycota; Sordariomycetes; Sordariales; Lasiosphaeriaceae. The transcript is spliced from 2 exons. Bases 69 to 2549 code for a protein of 826 amino acids. Gene Ontology annotation, molecular function: DNA binding. The record is from RefSeq and is a predicted model, not a curated record.